UUUCAUGCCUUUAAUAAGCCGCAAUCGUCUAAUGCUCGUUGUAUAUUUUUCUUCCUGGUAUUUACUGGAUCAGAAUUCUUUAAAUUAAUUUGCCAUAAUUGCAGCAUAUCUUUGCCUUAUCAGUAUAAAGUAUUUUCCAAAAUAAUCAUUGACCACUGACAAUAAAUUUUUAAGUAUAGCUAACGAGGAUACUUGUGCAUGUCGACUCGUCCAAGAAGUCAAGAAAGUAUUUGAAUAAAAAAUGGCUAAGACCAAAAGUACCAUUAGUUGACUCUGUGAAAACAAAGACAUCAAUUUUCUUUUUUUUUAUUUAAACAAACCCCUUUUUUUUUCUUUAUUUUUGAUAGAAAAAAAAAAAAAAUAUUGCCACUAGGCCACCAACAUUGUCACUGGGUCGUUGGGAGAAGAUAAACGCGCAUACUCGUUGCUAAAUAAUCGUAGUGAUCAGCAGCCUUUGGAUCCAUACCACGGUUAGACGUCCGUGAGGUUUAAAUAAAAAAAAUUAUCUGAAAGCUGAAGAUGAUUUCGAUUGGAAUUUCUUAUCUUUGCAUCGUUGGGGUGAUUUUCUCAGCGAGGAUAACUCUCCAGGCCUCGACACCAGCUUCACCUUUCUAUAUCGGUGCAGCAGUUGAAUAUCAUCCCGUUACAACUGGGGGAAAUGGUACCUUUAUUGCAAAUAAAAAUGCGCAGAAUUACGUUAAAUUUUUAAAGACAGCAAGUGAAAAAGAUGUUGAUAUUAUUGUUUUUCCUGAAAAUGGUUUGACAAGUGGUGAACCAGAUCCACCGGGUGGUGCUGCUGGUUUAAUAGCCAAAAGUUCAUAUAUUCCAGAUCCAAGAGAAUCAAAAGUACCAUGUCACGAUGCUUCAUCAACUGUCAUGCAGGCGGUGAAGGACAUAUCAUGUGCAGCUCAUCGAUAUGGUCUUUAUGUUGUGAUAAAUAUUAUUGAAAAAGUAAAAUGUACUGGUGAACGUUGUGGUGCAAAUAAAGAUACUCAUGAUUUUUAUAAUACAAAUAUUGUAUUUGAUCGUGCUGGUACAAUAAUAGCACGUUAUCGUAAAUAUAAUUUAUUUGAUGAAAAAUUUAUGAAUAAAACAUCAAGACCAGAGUUAUCAAUAUUUAAAACUGAUUUUAAUGUAACAUUUGGUCAAUUUAUAUGCUUUGAUAUAUUAUAUGAAACACCAGCAUUACAAUUAUUACGUGAAAAAAAAAUAACAGAUAUAAUAUAUUCAAGUCAUUGGUUUUCUGAAUUACCAUUUUUAACAUCAAGCCAAAUACAAACAUCAUGGUCAUUUGCAAAUAAUGUUAAUUUUUUGUCAUCUGGUUUAAAUUCACCAUCAAGUGGUUCUGGUGGUUCUGGUAUUUAUGCUGGUAAAGAGGGUCUUCUUGGUCGUGUAUGGUCAGAAAAACGUACAAAUGCAAUUGUUAUAUCUAAAAUAUCAAAAGUUGUUAAUUCACGUAGAUCACAACCAUCAAAUCCAAUUGAUACAUCAACAAUACAUUAUUCACAAAAUGAAAUAACAACAAUUAAUGGUACUGAACCAGUAACACAACAAAAAUUAUUAAAAGAUGAUUUAGCACCAUAUAAAACAAGUGUAUUUAAACCAAAUAAUGGUACACAAAAUUUAUUACUAUGUGAUGAUGAUUUUUGUUGUAAUUUUACAACUAAAACAAGUCAUAAUGAUGCUCUUAUCAAAGAUGCAAAUGCUAAAUAUUACAGAUAUCGAUUUGCUGUUUUCAAAGGUGUACGUGGAUAUGGUAAAAAAGCAACAGCAGGUGUUGAAGUAUGUGGUUUAAUUGCAUGUACAAAUGAUAAUCAAAAUAGUUGCAAUGAACGUUUUGAUAUUAAUACAAUUGUCAUUCAACCAACAAUAUUUAAUUCAAUUAAAAUAACUGGUAAUUUUACAAUUGGAUUAAAUAUCCUACGUCUUCCUGUAAGUUUGACAAAUGAUCUUCAACCAUUAAACACACCAGAUUAUUCAUUUAUCUAUGGACAUAUUAAUAAAACACAUGCAAGUUUAAAAUACACAUUGACAAAACCACAUGGUGAUUUAAUGACAUUUGCUAUUUACGGUAGAAAUUUUACAGCUGAUGGACAACCAAAAACAUCAACAUCAACAAUAGCUCAAUCAUCAUUUUAUUUGAUGGCUAUUAUUGCCAUUGGCGGUUUAUUUAUCAAUCAUAACUACGUGUGAAUAAAUUGAGCUUAAAAAACAAGAAUCAAAAUAUUAAUAAUAUUAAUGAAUAAAUUUGAAUAACAAAUAGAUAAUCAGUAAAAUAUUUACUGUAUCAGUUGUCAUUAAAAUGAUAAUUAAAAGCUGCUUUGGGUUGUCCAUCACGUUUCAAGUUGCAUUGACUCACAUUUCUUUAAACAAUAUAAUUGUCACAAGUAUAUUAUUAAAAGAUUUAAAAAACUGAUCACUUGACCCAUUAAUAAUAAUAAAAAAUAAAUGGCAUUAUGCUUAUUCACUUCAAGUAGAAAAAAACCACACACACACUUAAUUAUAUAUAACAAUGCCAAAUAAAAAUAUAUAGAGUUCAAAUAACGCUUUAUUCUAGAUCCAAGUGAACUCAUGAUGCUCAUAGAAAAGUAAAAAUAAAAUAGAAAAAUUAUUUUUAAAUUUCUUUGUAAAAUUCUAGAUGUUUAUACCUACAAAAAGGUAAUAAAAAAAAAAAAUUAUUAGAUGAUAUAUAAAAAAUAUAAAAGAAAAAAAAGAAA
This is a messenger RNA of Aphidius gifuensis, 2717 nucleotides long. Its product is annotated as vanin-like protein 3. The transcript has 6 exons. The coding region runs from base 520 to 2193 and encodes 557 amino acids. NCBI's taxonomy places the organism in Eukaryota, Metazoa, Arthropoda, Insecta, Hymenoptera, Braconidae. The record is from RefSeq and is a predicted model, not a curated record.